GAUUAGUUGUUUCUCGAUUUUAAUAAGCUUAUUUUGUUAAUAAAUACGUACUUAUAUAAUAUAGUGUACCAGGUAGGUAUUUAAAUUGAGGAUAGCCAUGGAUGUUCAUAAACUUUGGGAAUAUAAAGAAUAUUUUUGUAUAAAUGGUGUGAUGUUGACCACUGAACUUGUAUACGAGCUCGAAAACUCCUUAACUCUCCUUCAAGUUGAAAAUCACUUUAAAACGAUUCAAUACUGGGGAAAGAUUUAUGCCACCGAGAAUGAUUACCACAUAGCUGUUGGCUUCGGAAAGGACGCCUUAAACGAUAAAAAGUAUUUCUACACUACAGACUUCAAACUUUGGUCCCUGCUACCUAAGCCGAAAAAGAAGUAUAAGUAUCUUUCCCUGAUGAUACCCCUGCCAUUCUGCGGUGAUCCGUCGCGGAAGAUGCAAAUUUUAGACGAGUCCUUAGAAGAGAGCGAUCCCGAACGCUAUCAGUCAAUGAAGGAGGAAAACCGCCUCGCGGCCACGAUAAGCAAUAUUUGUGAUGAAGCUGAAAUCUGUGCCAGAGGUCAAAUCAUUAAGCACCCAGAUUUGUCUGUUAUUAUUAAUCCUCACUUUUACGGGUUGGAACUAGCAGAAGCCAAGCGUCUCAAGUCUUACAUGCACAUUCGUCCCGCUCAGCAUCGAUGGAACACUAAUCUUUUGACUAGGCCUGAUUAUAAUUAUAGUAUGGAUUUUUUGGAUUCCAUCGAUAUGGACAUACCCAAAGGCUGUUGGAAUGUAUCGUUGGAGCAUUCAGGCAAUGUCGUUUAUUUGAAAAACCUCUAUUGGCCUGGAGUGAUAUUUUUUCACAAGAUAGGAACGCCAGAUGCAGGUUUUUUAUAUGCCGGUAACGGCUACAAAAAUUUUGACAUGCCUUUUCUAAUUUGAAUUCAUUUCAUUGAUGAUAAUAUUAUAAUUUAAAGUUACACACAA
Molecule: messenger RNA, 958 nt
Organism: Aricia agestis (brown argus)
Lineage: Eukaryota; Metazoa; Arthropoda; Insecta; Lepidoptera; Lycaenidae
Gene: Rsph9
Product: radial spoke head protein 9 homolog
Exons: 1
Coding region: 98-913 (271 amino acids)
Biological process (GO): axoneme assembly; cilium movement involved in cell motility; motile cilium assembly
Cellular component (GO): axoneme
Source: RefSeq, a predicted model, not a curated record